This is a messenger RNA of Ananas comosus (pineapple), 927 nucleotides long. RefSeq names its product photosystem II reaction center PSB28 protein, chloroplastic. Gene Ontology annotation, cellular component: photosystem II oxygen evolving complex; photosystem II; chloroplast thylakoid membrane. The transcript has 2 exons. The coding region runs from base 160 to 711 and encodes 183 amino acids. The record is from RefSeq and is a predicted model, not a curated record. Lineage: Eukaryota; Viridiplantae; Streptophyta; Magnoliopsida; Poales; Bromeliaceae. Gene Ontology annotation, biological process: photosynthesis.
CUCUGUAGAUCAUUCUAUUUCCACCACCUUCCCCAAUUUGAGCAUUUUCCCCUCUCUCUCUCUCUCUCUCUCAACCACACCCAAACACACACUCACUCUUCCCAUUCUCUCUCUCUCUCUAGAAAUUUCUUGUUCCUAAUACUCUUGACUCUACCCACCAUGGCUACACUGCACUCUCUCCCUAUCUCCUCACCCCUCUCCCCAUGCCCCCAACCUCACCACCACCUCACAGGCUUAAUAUCUGUCUCCGCAAUCCCAUGCCAGAGCAUUCGUUCCUCCUUCAACGGCACAUCAUUGCAGCUUCCUCCAUCCCAAAAGCCUGCCCGUAAAACCCGAUCAUCUCGAUCACCUGCACAAAUCACGAUGAUGGUCAAGCCAAGAAUCCAGUUCAUCCAAGGAAUCGAUGAGCAGACGAUCCCUGAUGUCAAGCUGACCAAAUCGCGUGACGGCACAAGCGGUGUCGCGACUUUCACCUUCGAGCAGCCUUCCGUGUUCGACUCGUCAAGCGAGUUAGGGGACAUCACGGGCUUCUACAUGAUCGACGAGGAAGGCGUGCUCCAGUCGGUCGACGUGAGCGCCCAGUUUGUGAAUGGCAAGCCGGCAAGAAUAGAGGCAAAGUAUGUGAUGAGGACCCUGCAAGAGUGGGACAGGUUCAUGAGGUUCAUGGAGAGGUACUCUCAGGCAAAUGGGCUACAAUUCAUCAAAAAGUAAAAAAAACAUUCUAUGUCUUUUUUCCCCCCCUUAGAUGUACUCUCUCUAUCUUAUGUUCUCAUUAAAGAAUUUUGUUAACUAUUUCUAGUUUCAGUUGUAAUGUGUUCAUGGUAUGGUAUUCCAAGUGGUUUAACCACUUUGAUAUACCACUCAAAUUAGUUUUUGUAAACUUGGUAUUCUGAGUAAAUGAGAUGUGUAUCAUUCACUAGUAUUCAA